Molecule: messenger RNA, 2514 nt
Organism: Plasmodium gonderi
Lineage: Eukaryota; Apicomplexa; Aconoidasida; Haemosporida; Plasmodiidae
Product: poly(A)-specific ribonuclease PARN
Exons: 1
Coding region: 1-2514 (837 amino acids)
Cellular component (GO): cytoplasm
Molecular function (GO): 3'-5'-RNA exonuclease activity; RNA binding
Source: RefSeq, a predicted model, not a curated record
AUGGCAAGUGUACUGAAUUAUUUAUUUAAAAAUUUUGUUUUAAAAGAAAAAAACACAAUUCUGAAAUGUGAUAUAUGGAAACGUCGAUAUUCGAAAAUAACAAGUGUUAAUGUAAACAACUGGAAUAACAUCCAUAAAGAAAUAAUAAAUAAAAUAAAUGAUAGUGAUUUUGUUUCGAUUGAUGUAGAAUACACAGGACUCCAUUUAAAAGAUGAGAGAUACAUAUCUAUUGAUUCUAGUUAUGAAGCACAUUGUUAUGGAGCCAAAUCUUUUUUUCCAUGUCAAAUUGGAAUAACUGUUGCCAGGAAGAAAGACGUAAUUUUGAAAGAAAAAUGCACUGCAGACGAAGAUUACAAUUUCAAAAAAAGGAGUAUACAUAAUAUUAAAUUAUUAGGACAUAACAGUGAAAAAAUAGAUCGGAAAUACUCUUCAAUAAAUUAUCAAGAAUGGGAGAUAUCACCGUACUGUAUUUAUGUAUUUCCAAAAGAAAAUAAAUGCUUUAGUGUGUCAACGACAACUCUUAUAUUUUUAAAAGAAAAUAAUUUUGAUUUUAAUGAAUGGAUAUUUAAUGGUGUUGGAUAUUUAACACCAAAUGAAGAAGAAGAAAGAAAAAAAAACAUUUUUGAAAAAAUCGAUGAAUUAAAAAAUUUGAUGAAUAAAUGUAACACAAAAACUAGGAAUACACACGGAAAGGAGUGUAAUGGCAAAAAAAAAAAAAUUGAUAUAGAGAAAAUUAUUCAUGAAAUAGAAAAUUAUAAAAUUGUUGACGAUGAGGAUAAAGAAGCUGUUAUUGAAAUAAUAAAGAAGAUUGGAGUUUGGUUAUCUCAGGGGGCGAAGGACAAUCCUGUGGAGAAUUUCAUUCACCAAGGUGAUAAAACAAAAUUGUCUGAAAAAGAUGACUGUAAAAAUAUGUGUCCAAUACACGAAUCAGAAAAUGGAGAAAAGGCGUCCUACUCGCGUAAUAACAAUGUAGGAUCUCCAAAAAAUGGUAAUAAAGCGAAUGAUAACAAUAGCAUGGGAACAAGUUGUCAUAGAGCUUACAGAAACUGCAAUGAAGAAGAUAAUAAUUCAACACCUAGUGGAAGAAUAACUGAUUCCGUAGGAAUUGGUACUUAUAACGACAUUCUUUCUGUUUCCACUACCAAAAAUAAUCAUGAAUGUUGGGAUGCUAAAAAUGAAGAUCCAUCAUUCGGAUAUGAAAACCAGGGAGAUGGGGAAAAAAAGACGAAUUUUUUGUUUGAUUCUAAUAAAAUUGAUGAUGAUCCAUCAGAUUAUCCGUUAUAUAUAGAAAUUGAAAACCCGUAUCUUCGAUUAUUAGCUCAUACAUUAAUAACGAAAUAUUUCAAUGACAUUUUCUGUAUAUCUGUCAAGGUGAACGAUAGAAAACAUUUAGCCAUCUAUAGAACUGAAAAGGAUUCAUAUAAAGAACAAAUAAGAACAUUUGAACUAGAAAUAGAAAAAAUAAAUGAAACAAUUGGAGUAAGAUUACUAUUUGAUGUAAUUAUAAAAAAUAAAAAAAUAAUCAUAGGGCAUAACUGUUUUUAUGAUAUUUUACAUAUAUAUCAGACAUUUUAUCAUGAUUUGCCAAAUUCUAUUAGCUUAUUUAAAAAUAAAUGGACAGAAUUAUUUCCAUACACAUUUGAUACGAAAUAUAUGAAUGAAACGAAUGAAUACUUAUAUGCAUUAAAUGGACCCGCAACUCUAAAGGGUUUGUGUGAAUAUAUGGCUUCUCUAAUUUCGUCUAGCAAUGAUUUUGAUUUUGCUUUUAAUUUUAUGAAUGGUCAUUCAGAUCUUCCUCAUUGCUUCAUCCCUCUUGUGAAAUCGGAAAAUCACGCUGAUUCAUGUGGAGAGAUAGAUAAUUCGUUGGAAUGCACUAAAGGCAAUAAUUCAAAUAAUGAAAAGAACGAGGAAAGAAAUUCUGAAGAUAUGAAAAAUUACAACAAGUGCGAGAAUAUGAGAGAUGAAACGUGUCCAAAUGGAAGAGAAUUGUUUUAUACCCCAAUAAGUAACCAUGAUAACAACAUAAAUGCAAGAAUGAGUGAUGAACAUAAUGCAGGUUACGAUAGUCUCUUAACAUGUCUACUUUUCAUACUUCAGUGCCAUUAUAUAUUGAGAAAAAAUAAUAUGUUGUGGAGAAAUGUUUAUUUUAAUAGAAAAAAUGGUAUGAACGAAAGUGAAAAAUCUUUUUUUGAUAUUUUUUUAAGUAUGUGUAACAAAAUAAAAAUUGUAAAGACACAGCCAAAUGUCGUAUCGUUAACUAGCACAGAAAAUUACGAAAUGGCAAGACAUUUUUAUAUGUAUGGUUAUCCAAAUUAUUUUAAAAAAUGGGAAAUAAUGAAAAUUUGGUCCCCCAUAUGGGUAUCAUUAAGUAAGGUAGAUGAUCAGUCAUGUUGGAUAAUAGCCAAAAGUGAUGAUGACGCGAAAAAUAUUAAAAUGAUAUAUAAAAUGUUGCAAAAUCCCCAAUUUAAAUUGUGUACUUAUGAGGAGUACUUAAUCAAGUUUAAAUCGAAAUAG